AUGGCAGGCAGAGGACGAUUCGAAUCGCCAACGGAUAUAGAUGACUUCAGUAUCCUUUUCCCUCUGCCAUUCCGGGUUGCCAUUCUCCUUGUGGCAGGCUUUUGGGGAUGGGGAAUCAACUUACACUAUCUGUCAAAGACAAACAUUGACGUUCCGGGCUUAAUUCGUUAUCCGUCUCGACAGUCACCUCACCAGAUUACACAUUAUCUUUCGACGUAUCGUUUAGCGACACUUCUCUCGAUUCCGUUGGGCGUUUUUUUGGUUUUAUUUUGGAUCGUAACACGUGCAACCCCACAACUAGUACUUCUCUGGGAGGUCAUUCCGCAGACCUACAUCUUUCUCAUGCUGGUCCUUGUACUCUUCCCUUUUCAUCGCCAGUCCUCAAAUGGACGACAUCGACUUAUUACUUCUCUUCGACGGAUUAGCAUUGGGGGGUUGGCAGAGGCACAGGAUGGAAAAUUUGGUGACAUACUCCUGGCCGAUGCGCUCACGAGCUACGCCAAAGUUUUUGGAGAAAUUUAUAUAAACUACUGCUUGUUCUUCUCCCGCACCGUCUCAAGUACGGGAAAGGCUGAUCGCAAAUGCGGGGCGCCAUUUAUCGUCCCUUUGCUCAUUGCCAUUCCUUAUGCGAUUCGGUUUCGGCAGUGCAUGAUAGAGUUCGGCCGAGUGCGACGCGCUGGCGAUGGCUGGGGUGGACAACAUCUGGCAAACUCCAUUAAGUACUCGACGGCUUUUCCAGUGAUAAUAUUCAGCAAUUUGGAGCGCAACUACAGCUCCACGUCAUCUCAUAUAUUGAGUGAAACCGCUGUGUCAAGGUUGUGGGCGCUCUUUUGCUUCAUCAACUCUGCCUAUUCUUUCUAUUGGGAUGUUACCAAAGAUUGGGACUUGACCUUGUUAACACAGGAGAACCGAGUUCGACGACGUGAUCAUCCGUUUGGACUACGUCGACUACGAACAUUUCCUCGAAAAGAAUUAUACUAUGGCGUGAUCGCCAUUGAUCUUGUCUUGCGAUUCACUUGGCUCUCUCGUCUGUCUUCCCGCUUAGACAGAGUCAACAACGUCGAGAGCGGCAUCUUUUUGCUGAUGCUCCUUGAAAUUACUCGCCGAUGGAUAUGGGUUUUUUUCCGUAUAGAGACCGAAUGGGUCCGGUCAAAUCGGGGCCCAGCCCCAGAUGAUAUAUUACUCGGCGAUUUCGACGGAAAACUUGACGACGAUUAG
Talaromyces rugulosus is the source of this 1218-nucleotide messenger RNA. RefSeq lists its product as uncharacterized. The transcript is spliced from 5 exons. The coding region runs from base 1 to 1218 and encodes 405 amino acids. Gene Ontology annotation, cellular component: membrane; cytoplasm. The record is from RefSeq and is a predicted model, not a curated record. NCBI's taxonomy places the organism in Eukaryota, Fungi, Ascomycota, Eurotiomycetes, Eurotiales, Trichocomaceae.